AUGGACGCGUUGCUUUUCGAGGAAAGUCUAAUGACACAACGUUAUGCAACCAGGCUUCUUGCGUUGCGACGCUUCUUAAAGAGGUCAACCACGACGACGACGACACAAUUUUUCAUCGGGUCUGACGAAAAGUAUCCUGGGAGGUUUGAUAAAAAAGUAUGGAAAAUUUUGAGAACAAGAAGUAAAGUAAAUUUACUUGAGGUUCGUGAGAACGCGGCAAUAAUUCAGGAUAAACAGAUCGAUAUUAUCGUUCGAGGAAUUGAUGUUACUGAUACAAAGACUGGAUUUUUAUGGAGAUAUAAUUCAACUAAAUUACAACAUUCUCAAAAGUUUAGAACACACGAGGAUUUCGAAAGAAAUAAUAAUUUCCCCGAAUAA
Heterotrigona itama is the source of this 378-nucleotide messenger RNA. Lineage: Eukaryota; Metazoa; Arthropoda; Insecta; Hymenoptera; Apidae. The record is from the annotation of a GenBank genome assembly.